Botrytis cinerea B05.10 is the source of this 2531-nucleotide messenger RNA. RefSeq lists its product as hypothetical. The record is from RefSeq and is a predicted model, not a curated record. NCBI's taxonomy places the organism in Eukaryota, Fungi, Ascomycota, Leotiomycetes, Helotiales, Sclerotiniaceae. Gene Ontology annotation, molecular function: oxidoreductase activity; iron ion binding. The transcript has 2 exons. Bases 846 to 1940 code for a protein of 364 amino acids. Gene Ontology annotation, biological process: lipid biosynthetic process.
GAUCUCCGAUUCCCGCCGUUUCAUUCACAUCUGCAUUAUCCUCGAUAACACUCGCACGCCUCUUUCACAAGCUUCUUCAUGGCUUGGAAUAAUGUAAAAUUAAAGCAAAGGUACCGAGACGAUUACAUAAUUACGCAAUUACAUAACGUUCCCUCCGGAAGCACCGGCAUUGGCUUUUCAUUCGUUCACUCCAAACAAACCUCAUCUGACUUUCCCGGUGGCGUGGAUCCUGUGUCCGUCAUUUACUGUUCAGAGCUUUCCCAUCAAGUAAGAGUAGGAAGCGCAUUAAAAGCCGUGGUAUCCCUUUUCCCUUGGGACUGAAGACAAGACCAGGAGAGAAGCAGAAGCAGAAACAGAAACAGAAACAGAAAGAGAAAAGUGGAAGAUUUAUAAUGAGAUCUGGAAUUUUAUAAUAAAUAGCAAAGAGGUUGAAGAAAGAAAGAAAGAAAGAAAGAAAGAAAGAAAGAAAAAAAAGAGUCAUUAUCAAACUAUAUUUCUACUCUUUUCCUAUUUCACUCAUCUCAUCUCAUCUCAUCUCAUCCCAUCCCAUCUCUCUCACACUUCACCACACUUUCUUUAUUCUUCCUUUCCUACUUUACACUUCAGCCAUCAUACCACUUUAUUAAAGUCAAGAGCCCAAUCCUACAUUUACAUCAACAUCAACACAUUCCUUUCGUGAGCAACACGAUAACUGCUGCAGCUAUCAAUUCAGCUGCUCAAUCUCCAAUAACUCUUUAAUAAAUACAACACAACACAACACACUUCACGUCAAUCCUCUACCAUCCUCUACAAUCCUCUACAUAAUGGCAAACCUAACCAACCUCUCAAUUAACUCGACGACAACCAUGUCCGACCUUCCGCCGCUUCCUCAGUAUACUCUUACCCCCCUUCAGCCACUGAUUCCAUACAUAUCCGAUUUCUACCUCUCGCUCAUUCUUCCAAUCGCCGCAUACUGGAUCACUUCCUUUGUCUUCCAUGUCAUCGAUACCCUAGAUCUGUGGCCGCAGUAUCGUUUGCACACUCCUGCAGAAAUCCUCAAGAGGAAUCGCGUCUCACGUUACGAAGUUGCUCGCGAUGUAGUCAUUCAACAAAUCAUUCAAACGGUCGUUGGGGCUCUGCUAGGCCUCACCGAACCCGAAGAGAUGGCCGGGAAGACGGAGUUCGAUAUUGCGAAUUGGGCGCAAAGGAUACGCAUAGCACAACGAGCUUUACCGUCCAUCUUGAGUUUGAUUGGGCUGAAUGCAUCCGCGUUGUCGAAAAAUGUAGCCGGGAAUUGGCCAAUUGUUGCGGGAGUAUUGGCGGGUGGUAAAUAUCCAAGUUUGAUGGACGGUUUGGAUGUGGCUAGUGGUCAACAAAUUCCUGCCUUUGCGGAAUGGGAAAUGAUCGCUGCGAAGAUGAUAUAUUGGUAUAUUGUACCUGCUUUACAAUUUGGAUUGGCAAUUGCCAUCGUGGAUACCUGGCAAUACUUUUUGCACAGAGCGAUGCACAUGAAUAAGUGGUUGUACACAACUUUCCACUCACGCCAUCAUCGUCUCUAUGUCCCAUAUGCCUAUGGUGCCCUAUACAAUCAUCCCGUUGAAGGCUUUCUUCUCGACACUCUCGGCGCAUCAAUGGGCUACAAAAUUGCUGGCAUGACAUCCCGUCAAGGAAUGGCAUUUUUCGUUGCCUCAACUAUUAAAACGGUGGAUGACCAUUGUGGAUAUGCACUUCCGUGGGAUCCCCUUCAACAUAUCACAAGCAAUAAUGCAGGAUACCAUGAUAUUCAUCAUCAAAGUUGGGGAAUCAAAACCAAUUUCAGUCAACCCUUCUUUACAUUUUGGGAUAGAUUAUUAGGAACAGUCUGGGUUGGUGAUACCACGGGAAGAUACGAAAGAGGUAGAAAGGCAGCGGAGGUAUUGGUGGAAGCGGAUAAUGUUAAGGUUGGGGAGAAGGAGUUGUAAUUCUCGGGGUAUGGUUAGGUGCUAGAAUGUACGUUACGACUACCACCACAAGCAGAUCUGCGAUGAGCACUUGGGAUUCUUCUUUUUCAACAACGAUAACUUUUUCAUGUAUUGAUUGGAAAUUUGGGAAUCAUACUUUUGGGGAACCAAUUUUUAUAGGGAAAGGAGCUGGCGUUUUUUCAUGUUGAGAGAAGGGGGAGGUGUAUAUUAUGAGACCUUGACAAGAGGCUGAUGAAGUGGCUUGACCGAGUCAAGGAAAUGAGGGCGAAGAUGAGAAUUACACUCAGUUCAAGUGGAAGUGUCUAUUCUAUUCAAAGUGAGCAGAGAAGGAAGGGUAUUGGGUAUGGAUGCACGAUGAGAAGGAAAAGCACGGACAUAAUCUUAACCUACGCUCACUUACUUUCAAAGAUGAAGUGAAGAAGAAAUGGAUAGAGAAUUAGCAGGAUGGAGAAGGCGUAUGUAUGUUUGGGAUCGGAUUGGGAUGGGGAUGGAAUUGCAGAUGGAGAUGGAGAUGAAAGGAUACGUAUGAUACGAUUAAUAGUAAUAUUACAACACUUCUAUUCUAUUCUUGUUACAUUACUUUUAUGGCCA